Messenger RNA from Rosa chinensis, 1023 nucleotides. RefSeq lists its product as uncharacterized. The record is from RefSeq and is a predicted model, not a curated record. NCBI's taxonomy places the organism in Eukaryota, Viridiplantae, Streptophyta, Magnoliopsida, Rosales, Rosaceae. The transcript has a single exon. The coding region runs from base 1 to 1023 and encodes 340 amino acids.
AUGGAGGUAACAUUUUUAAUUGUCAGCGUUUAUGUUGAUGAUUUGAUUUAUACUGGUGAUGAUGAGCAAAUGAUGUUAGAGUUUAAGGUGUCCAUGAUGAAAGUUUUUUAUAUGACUGAUCUGGGGAAAAUGAGAUUUUUCUUGGGAAUAGAAGUGUUACAAACAGAAGAUGGGAUAUAUAUGGGACAGAGAAAGUAUGCUUUGGAAGUGUUGAAGCGCUUCGGAAUGGAAGAGAGCAAUGCAGUGUUGAACCCGAUUGUGCCUGGAGUCAAAGUUGGGAAAGACAAGGCAGGAGUGAAGAUUGAUGAGACCUACUUCAAACAAAUAGUAGGUAGUCUUAUGUACAUCACGGCUACUAGGCCUGAUUUGAUGUUUGUUGUGAGCCUAAUCAGUAGAUACAUGGCAAGACCAACGCAGCUGCAGCUGCAAAUUGCAAAAAGAGCCUUGAGAUAUUUGAAGGGGACAGUAGACUAUGGCAUCUGCUACAAGAAAGGAGGCAACAAGAAACUAGUUGGUUUCACUGACAGUGACUACGCAGGGGACUUAGAAGAUAGAAAAAGCACAUUUGGGUAUGUUUUUAUGUUGAGUGGAGGAGCAGUAGCAUGGAGUUCAAAAAAACAGCCUAUUGUUACGCUUUCUACAACCGAGGCUGAGUUUGUAGCAGCUGCAGCUUGUGCAUGUCAAGCGGUAUGGAUGAGGAGGAUUUUAGAUAAGCUAAGUCAUUCACAAGAUUCUUGCACCACAGUAAUGUGUGACAACUCCUCUACCAUAAAGCUCUCAAAGAAUCCGGUUAUGCAUGGACGCAGCAAGCAUAUAGAUGUGCGCUUUCAUUUUCUGAGAGAUCUGACUCGGGAUGGAGUUAUUGAACUCGUGCACUGUGGAACCAGUGAUCAAGCAGCAGACUUGUUGACAAACAAAGCCGCUCAAACUGGAGACUUUCCUGAGGCUUCGAGACCAGCUAGGAGUGUGCAAGUUGCCAGGAGUAAACUAACAGUAGUUAGUUUAAGGGAGGGAAUGAAGUGA